CAUUAUUCGAGUCAUACUUUGAUAAUGUAGUUUUCUCUAAUGUAGAAAGCGACGCGGGGUGUGUUGUGAAAUUAUCUAUUGCUCUGUGGUGAUAGAACCAUGUAACAAUAACAGAUAACCUAACAGACGUUUUCUAUCGAGACUUGCACAGCCUGCGACACCGAGUGAUUUUAAGAUGAUGGGAAGUAACAUUCUGAAGAAAAUCUCUUGGAAUAAAACAAUUCACAAAAAUGUUGUUCAGUGUACAUAUUAUGUAUCAACUGUUACACUUGUCACAACCGAUGGUCUUGAGUGUAUAAGAGACGCUUCGAUUAUAUAAACAUUCUAUACGAAUCCGUGUAUCGAACAGAAGCAUCAUAUCUCGCUAAUAAUAUGGUGAUGGCAGGGAACGAAAAUACCUCUGGAUCUUUGGCAGAAGAUUCACUGUCCACAAGGUUACAGUGGCUUCGUCAACGCCGGGAAGCACUCCAAGAAAAGUUAGUUCAAAAGAACAAUGAACUAAAAAAUUUGUGUGUCGAAGAAGCAGAACUAACUGGUGUGUUGCCACCAGAAAUUCCAUUGGAACCUGGAGAAAGUCCACCUGUGUUCCGUAAAAGAGUUGGAACAGCAUUUUCUUAUCCACAAAAUUUAAUUAACAAAUUGAAAACAAACGAAGUUGAGGAAUCUGCCUUGGAAUUGGAACGACAAGUUCAAAUUGGUAUAGUAGAAGCUGCCUUGGGUAUUGUAAAUGAUCCCACAGAGAGUAAGGCUGUACGCCGUAAACACAGGCUAGUCUAUCAACAGAGUCAGCGUAGACUCCAAGAAUUGGAAGUGCGAUUGAACUUUAUAAGGCAGAGCCGUACCAAAAAUCAACAAAGCGUGCAAGCACAACACACUGCCGUUUACAACACUCAACCGCAUUUAUAUACAAAUGUGAAACAUAGGACCAAAAAGCCCCGGCCACCGUUGGAUGGCACAGUAAACGAAGGAAGUACAAAAGUUAGAGGUUUGCUCCAAGAGGGUGGUAUAAGUUUAAGUCCCUUGGGAUCAGAGGACAAGUGUAGUACAUAUCCGGGACACGUAUACGAUGACCAACUGCUAGUAACUAAUACUUGUAACCACGGUCAUGUAGGUGCUUAUUGUCCGCCCGUGUCCGACCAGCGACAAAACAUCAAAAUAAUCGAGCACGAUCAUAACGAUAAUCAGAAUGUUUAUAUAUUACCAGACCAGUAUCGGACGCGAACGUACUCACACGGCAGCGGCGGCUCGCGCGCUCAAAAUCACUAUCAAGAAACCGAAAAAUUGUACCGGCCAUUACCAAAUACUUAUACCGAGGAGGAAAGACAAAUGCGGUACCGUCAGAUUCAGCAACAGCAAAUGCAAGAACAAACUCACAACUACCAAUACAGCGAUUACAAACACUUGGAUAACGAUAUCCAACGGAGAUCGGGUCAAGACUAUUACGACAGAGAUUUCCGUGGGAUACAUUAUACACACAUGCCCGAAUUUCCGGUGUACCAUAAGAACAACUCUCAAUCGCAAUCCCUGCUGAGACGAGAUCGCGACUCUGGUGGAAGCAAGAAUUUGCGGUACACAGACUCGCCUAGUGACCCGCAAAUACCAACGGGUUAUUGGGUAAGAUACGAAGACGAGAUCGUGUGGUGUCCCGACGACCCACCCAUAGCGGAUAGAUUUGGGAGUUUAGAUCGUAGGAAGCGAAACGCGGUGCAACACACUGCCAGCAUGGGUGCCGAUAUACAACCGCGAUAUCGCACCGUAUCAAUCGGGGGCAGCAAAAAUUCUGUCUGUGUUCCUCCUCAUCAGAACGCCUCCGUUCAUCUACUGCCAUUGUCCGAGCAUCCAUCGACCAACAAUAAAAUGCUGCUUCGCACGCAAUCGCUGGGCAGCGUGGAGAAGUGGCAUUCAAGCCAUUUGCAUGAUCUGCUCGACGGCAAAGACACGACAGAUAAUAUUAGUCGCAAGGGAAAGGAGAAGGAGUGGUACGAAACCUCGUUAGACUCGGGAGGGGGUUCUGGAUUGGACCUCGACAUGGUAGCUUCGCAUAAGAAUAUCCAUUAUCAGUCCACGGCUCCUACAUGUUCCAAGCUGCCGAGUGCUAACAGCUCCGAGGAUGGGAAAUCUAGUAGCUAUAUGCCUCCGAUGAAUCAUCGUAAGACUGACUUGAUUACUGCCGAAAGCGAACAGCAUUUGCAACCGUUAUCGUCGGCUCGGUACGAACACACGCGGAAGAAAGUGCUCGAAAUUCCAGCCGAAUCGAAGUCGUCUCAAGAAGCCGGUGAAGAGACGAUACGAUUGGGAUCAUCGCAAAAUUGCACAAUCGUUCAAGCCGGAAAGUAUCAACCUUACAGAGAAGUCACAAAGCCAUUCGAGAUGUCCGAUUUUUACAAAUACUCAACCAAGUUCCGCAAGAGGAACGAAGGAAACGGGCAAAAUUGCUCAAGCGACGCACAAGACGAUUCGCGAGGGGCGCAUUACACCGGGGCAGAUUUUCACGGGGAAUCGGAUGCGUCGAACGUCGCUCAGAACGGAUCCGCCGCAGUUCAAAAAAGAAUCUAUCAGCCAGUUCAACGAAUGACUUGUCAGCCGUAUCUGGCGUCUUUGAGAUAACUCAUCCGUUUCGCACGGAUUAAAAAGAUGUGAUCGAUAGGCUGGACCUAUCUAGUUAAUUAUUAGAAUUCUUUCCCCGUUGUAAAAAAAAUUGAAACACGAAAAAUUUAUUAUUAUGUUCCAUGAAAAUUUCUGGCUUAGAGAUAUUUGGAGAUUGUAGCAAAUUUGCGAUGUAAUGUUUCCUGAUCUACCUAGUAGAUAAAGAGGCCGCGUUUUAACCUUUGCCAUCUUCUAUACAAAUUUUAUUAUGGCAUAUUAUUAUAAUAUUAUUAUGGCAUUUAGAAUAUUUUUCAAAAUCGACUGUAUUGACAUAUCGAGACCUGGUUAGUGCCUUAUUUUAAUUGAAAUUGUGGAGGAAAUCUGUAUAAGGCACGUAUGCACGUGUUGCAUAGCGAAUAAGAUAUUGAGACAGAGUUUUAAUAUACAUGCGCUGACCUGGCGAUUUAACGGUUCUAGGAUGGAGCGAAAGAUUUCUGAGCAUUAUACCCUGAGUGUUCGAAUCACGAUCGCGAUCUAGCAAUAAAUAUUAAUUUACCGUCACAAUGUGAUCGUAUUUCAUCGCAUCGACUGCUUCGUUUAGUAAUAUAGGAUAUUAAGACAUAUUUUUAUAUAAUUGAUUUUAUAUAGCAUAAUUACUGUACGGAAUUGGCUAGGUCUAAGCUGGCAAUUAGAAAUUGUAUAUAUAAUUCAAACGUUUGCGGAGAAACGAGAAAAAAGCAUUUGAUUGCAAAGUUAUUCGCUUUUGGACACAGAGAAUGUUCCCUCUUUAAUAGUGAAGAGAAUAGACUGAAACAGUCAUUUUUACGCAGAUAAUAUGUAUCAAUAUAAAAAGAAGAAUCUUUAUUUAUUUACAAAAUAUUUUAAUACGACAUCUAUUGUAGUUUUUCUUUUGUUUAGGAUAUUAAAAAUGUCGGAAUACUUUGCUAUGCUAUUACAUAUAGAUUGUUUACUAUUUGAUAUUUAAUAGAGAGUCAAAAGGUUUUAUUAUUUCAUUAACGUUCUCUUUAAAUAUUUUCCAUUUUUCUAUUCUUAUUCAUUCAUACUUCACUUCUUUGUUUGUCUUCUAUUCAUAGUUGCCAGUGGGUGCUUAGCCUUGAACAAUUUCGAUAAUUAAAAGUACACGUAGAUAAAUUAUACACGACUGGUAAACUAAUAAUUAGUAAGAAACGAAUGAUGAUCGAGCUUCACCGCAGAAACCUUGUGUGUUUCGUUAGAUCAUUAUGCUAUUCAUAGAUAUUCAUAGAUAAAUAUGAAUAAAUAUAUUGUGUUUUUGUUUAAUAUGAGUGUUCUGCACAACGUUCGCUGUAAGACAUAAGAAUAUAAUUAAAUUCCUUAUUUUGAGUGCCUUGGAUUUUGAGAGCCAAAGACUCGAAAAACAUUUUGCAAUGCUUUUUCUUUUCAAACUACAUUAUAUUUAUUUAUAGAUAAAGUCUAUAUACGAAUUUAACGAAAUUGUAUUUAGUUUUGUAACGUAUCGGUAAUAGAAUACUAUUUUCGUUUUAAGUUUAAUACAUACACUGAUACAAAUUUACAUUUUUCGACAGUAAGCAUCGUAGACUUAAACUAACGUCUAAAUUAAGCGACAGUACGAAUUCGUGACAGAAAAAAUGGUUUGUUUAUUGAAUUUUGAUCACACCUUUUUCGGAAAUAAUAAACAGUUGAUUCUUACGCAUAUA
This is a messenger RNA of Megalopta genalis, 4283 nucleotides long. It is a transcript of the gene sstn, whose product is annotated as stepping stone. Gene Ontology annotation, biological process: establishment of epithelial cell polarity. NCBI's taxonomy places the organism in Eukaryota, Metazoa, Arthropoda, Insecta, Hymenoptera, Halictidae. The record is from RefSeq and is a predicted model, not a curated record.